Molecule: messenger RNA, 2780 nt
Organism: Myxocyprinus asiaticus (Chinese sucker)
Lineage: Eukaryota; Metazoa; Chordata; Actinopteri; Cypriniformes; Catostomidae
Gene: pelo
Product: pelota mRNA surveillance and ribosome rescue factor
Exons: 13
Coding region: 161-1318 (385 amino acids)
Biological process (GO): nuclear-transcribed mRNA catabolic process, no-go decay; RNA surveillance; nonfunctional rRNA decay
Cellular component (GO): cytoplasm
Source: RefSeq, a predicted model, not a curated record
UUAGACAGAGACCGCUUGAAUCGUGUGAUUCAUUCCAAAGUGAGGGAAUGUGACAAGACUGACAACGCGAAAAACUCACCAAAAUCGACGAUUAAAUGGAUUAAGACAGUAAAAAAAUGAAAGAUGUAUUUUGUAUUUGAAUAGCUGAACCUGUUUGAACAUGAAGUUGGUUAAUAAAGACAUCGAGAAGGAUAAUGCCGGUCAGGUGACGCUCAUACCUGAGGAGGCAGAGGACAUGUGGCACACCUACAACCUGCUGCAGGUGGGAGACAGUCUCCGAGCCUCCACCAUCAGGAAGGUGCAGACGGAGUCAUCCACAGGCAGUGUGGGCAGUUCUCGAGUACGCACCACACUCACUGUAUGUGUGGAGACCAUCGACUUUGAUUCUCAGGCCUGUCAGCUGAGAGUGAAGGGAACCAACAUCCAGGAGAACCAGUAUGUGAAGAUGGGUGCCUAUCACACCAUUGAACUGGAGGUAAACAGGAAGUUCACACUCGCCAAAAAAUGCUGGGACAGUGUGGUGCUGGACAGAAUUGACCAAGCAUGUGAUCCCGCUCAGAAAGCAGAUGUGGCCGCUGUGGUGAUGCAGGAAGGUCUUGCCAACUUGGUGCUUGUGACCCCUGCCAUGACCUUGCUGAGAGCAAAAAUUGAGGUCACUAUUCCCCGCAAGAGGAAAGGCAGCUGCACACAACAUGACAAGGCAUUAGAGCGCUUUUAUGAGGCUGUUAUGCAGGGGAUUCUCAGACACUUCAGUUUUGAUGUGGUGAAGUGUAUUCUGGUAGCCAGUCCAGGCUUCGUGAAAGAUCAGUUCAUCUCGUACAUGUUCAAAGAGGCAGUAAGACAAGACUGUAAAAUCCUGCUGGAGAACAGACCCAAAUUCAUGCUGGUUCACUCCUCAUCCGGACACAAAUACUCACUAAAAGAAGUUCUGUCUGAUCCAGCAGUCACAGCUCGAUUGUCUGACACAAAGGCAGCUGGAGAGGUGAAGGCUCUGGAAGACUUUUACAAAAUGCUUCAACAGGAGCCUGAUCGAGCUUUCUAUGGGUUGGCUCAUGUGGAGAAAGCGAGUGAAGCUUUAGCCAUUGACAUCUUACUGAUCAGUGACAAACUAUUCAGGCAUCAGGACAUAGCCACACGCAGCCGUUAUGUUCGGCUGGUGGACAACGUCAGAGACAAUGGAGGAAAUGUCAGAAUGUUCUCAAGUCUGCAUGUAUCUGGAGAGCAGUUGAAUCAGCUGAGCGGUGUGGCAGCAAUCCUGAGGUUCCCCAUCGCUGACGUGUCUGAGGCUGAGGACGACAGCAGCUCUGAUGAAGACUAAUGUUAUCAUCAUCUCUCUGCUUUCAUGGGUCUCAUGCUAAAGAGAUAUUAUACGAAAGAUUGGAGACACGUCACAUUUAGGACUGCAUGGAGUUAAGACUCCAUAAUUGCCUUAAUAAAGAAUCUGAAAGCAAUUGAAACAUGACAACAAAAAAAAAUUAAUGUGUCUUAAGAGUAAUUAUUAAGCCGGAAAGCACUAAAGAAUACUUAAAUGCCAAACAAUACUUUAAUAAUCCAUUAGCCAUAAAACUAAAAUCUUUUGUAUGUACACAGUACUUAAGAAACAUAGAAUUACACCCAUUCUGUGACAGUAGAGUUAAAGAAAAUAGUUCACUAAUUUCUUAAUCUUUCAUUUAUCAAAUUAACAAAUAGUGAUAGAUGGAUUGAUAGUUUCUAAGCAAAAGAUGGUUUUGCAUCACUAUGUAGCAACUUCAGCUUGUAAUUCGUCCCACACUAUUUGUUCUACAAACAUGAAUGUACCUCAAAUUAUGCUUUUUGUGGAGAGGUGCAAUUUGACAUGAAUCAUAGAGAUUUGAGGGGGAGCUAUUUUGACUGGCAAGUAAAUCAACCCAGAACACCCUAGCAACUGCAUAACAAACAUGCUUAAACCACUCAGUAAAACUAUUUUUAGGUAAAAGGUAUUUACAUGCAAUAAUCAGAAGUCAGUGUAACCUGGAAGUACUGGAGUAGAUGGGUUUCCAGUAUCUUACCCUGAAGGAAGCAGCAGUGAUCUGUUGAGUAAUGUGAGAUUAGCUGAGCAUGUACUAGCAUUCAUGCCAAAUUAAAGUGAAUGGUGCAAUGAUGCAUACCAAGUUUCAUCUUGGUAUGCCAAACUGUUGGUAAACUACAGCGUUUUAUGAAACAAUUGCAGUGUGCAAAGACAUUGGAUAUCGUUCAAUUUAAAGAGAUCAGUCCCAAUAUUUAAGGCCAAAUUAUUCAAAAGUUAUAAGCAAACAAAAAAUGUGUAUCAGGUCAUUGUGGUGAUGCCAUAUACCAAGUUCCGUUUCAAUAUGCCAGAGUGUUGCAAAGAUACACAAAUUUACACUUAUAUUUCUGCUCAUAACUUCUGAACCGUGUGGUCAAAAAACUAGAUAUUUUUUCUUGGAUUCUGUGGCUCAUGUUGAAUGCGUACCCUGAUUCCAAUUUCUGCCCAAUUUUUUUCCUUCAAAAUUUUUUUUGCUACUACAAAUUUUGUCAAGUCUUUCCCAAAUUUGGCUCAGAUGAUCUUCAGAGCAAGACGCACAGAAUCUCACAUAGGUGAUGGCAAGCAGGCUAAACACAAAGUGAGGCUUUAGCUAGGCAACACUUUGGCGUAUUGAAUCGAAACUUGGUAUAUUUCAUUGGCACCAUGACCUGAGGGUAUCACCAGUUUAGGGCCAACGCCACCUAUUGGGGAGAAAUGUGGAAAAGGGCUGCUUUUGCUUAUAACUUUUGAAUAAAAUCAUUGUGGCCUAAAAUCAUGA